Messenger RNA from Xenia sp. Carnegie-2017, 1326 nucleotides. RefSeq names its product biotin--protein ligase-like. Gene Ontology annotation, biological process: protein modification process. The coding region runs from base 1 to 1314 and encodes 437 amino acids. Gene Ontology annotation, molecular function: biotin--[biotin carboxyl-carrier protein] ligase activity. The record is from RefSeq and is a predicted model, not a curated record. Lineage: Eukaryota; Metazoa; Cnidaria; Anthozoa; Malacalcyonacea; Xeniidae. Gene Ontology annotation, cellular component: cytoplasm. The transcript is spliced from 10 exons.
AUGGGUAAACUCAGAAAGAUGUUUGAUGAGGAUAGGAGAUUGAAAAGCAGAGGAAAAAAUGGUAAAACUUUUAAAUCAUUGCUUAUGAAGUCUAGACUAAACAAUGCUAUUGAAGAUGAAGCAGAUGGACCAAAUCAAAUGGGUGAAGAAAACAGAGCAAUUUUAAGCAGGUGGAGCAAUUUACCACAUUUUGCAAAAUUUAAUAUGGUGGGAACGGAUAUGGUGGAUCGUUAUGUUGAAGUUCCUCAACCUUGCAACGACUUGGAAGUGUUGGCUGUCACAUCAAAAACAUCCCUACCUGUUAUCAUCCAGGAAUCUCAUGGUAAAGGCAUAUUGAUGUUAUCCACAGUAACUGAACUGAUCUCUAGUAUUGCACUGGAUGGAAAUACUGACAGCAGUAUUGAAAUAUUAAUGAAAAUGCUGUUAUGCAAUCUUGGAAUGAUGUGUGAAGAUGUCCCUGAGUGUUCACUUACCCCUGCAAUGUUAUUGGUUGAUCAACAGUUCCCUGAACGUUACAGUACUGCGAAAUUUUCUCAAUACAAAGAAUUAUUGAAAACAAAACAUUUGGGUCACGUGAUGAUCUAUACUGACGUCAUCACAUCCACACAAACCAUCGUGAAUGGAAUUCUGAGAUUUCUGAAAGAAUCACCUGGUGGUCUUGGUGUUGUUGUUAUUGCAAGUCGUGGAGGAAAUGCUUGGCUAUCUCCGGAUGGUUGUGUUUCAUUUUCAUUUCCUUUGGAAAUUGAACUUAAUUCUAAUCUUGGUCAACGUCUUCCAUUUGUACAACAUAUCGCAGCCCUAGCCAUUGUUGAUGCUGUGAGGGACAUAUCUGGAUAUCAGGAUUUAAAUCUCCGAAUCAAAUGGCCCAAUGACAUCUAUUUUGGAAAUAAGACAAAAAUUGGUGGUGUUCUGGUCAACUCUAUUAUUCAAGGAAGAUGUCUUUGGGCUGUUAUAGUUUCUAAACUGAGACCAACGACUUGUAUUAACGAAAUCAUCGAGCAACACAAGUUAUUGAAAAAAAUAAGCAAAGAAGAGCUUCUUGCUAGAAUUCUUAACAAAAUGGAAGAACUUGUCGAAGACUUUCAGCUCAAUGGACCCGAAAUGUUUCUUCAAAAAUACUACUCACGCUGGUUACACAGUGAGUCAAAAGUAAAACUGGAUAAUGAAGAUGGUGAAAUAGUUACAAUCAAAGGUUUGGAUGACAUGGGUUUUCUCUGUGUAGUUAAUGACUUGAAUGAAGUUAAAACACUUCAACCUGAUGGUAAUAGUUUUGAUAUGAUGAAAAACUUAAUAACAGUUAAAACAAGAAAAUAAUUCAAAUUAUUC